Molecule: messenger RNA, 921 nt
Organism: Clonostachys rhizophaga
Lineage: Eukaryota; Fungi; Ascomycota; Sordariomycetes; Hypocreales; Bionectriaceae
Source: the annotation of a GenBank genome assembly
AUGCUGGUGCUCGUUCCUGGAAUCACUGGCAACCUUGGCUUGCAUCUUAUUGACAGUCUCGUUUCUCGUGGACAUCAGGUCAGAGGCCUUGGUCGUUCUCCAGACAAGCUCACUGACGAGCAGCGCUCGAACCUCGAGAGAUUCGUCCAGAUUAGAAACUACUAUGACAUCGAAGCUUUGGAACAAGCUUGCAGCGGCGUCGAUGCCGUCAUCUGUGCUUAUGCCGGAACUCCUUUAAUGCACCUCGAUGCCCAGCUGCUUCUCCUACGUGCCGCCGAGCGAGCCGGCAUUACGCGUUUCCUCGCCGCGAGCUGGAAUUGCGACUGGAGACAGCUACAACUUGGAAUGCAUCAGAGCUACGAUGCUUGCAUCGCCUUCUAUCAGCAGGCUAAGCUGACGUCCACAAUUAAGCCGAUCUGGAUUCUGACCGGUGGCCUGACAGAGGUCUAUUUCUCUCUCCCCGGCCACGGUAACUUCUCCCCCGCUUACAACGGGCCAUGGGACCCCGAAAACAAGACUGUUGACAUUUGGGGAACCGGUCACGAAAAGUGGGACCUGACCACCGAGAAAGACGCGGCCGAGUUUUCCGUCGAAGUUAUCCAGCGUGAUGACGCCCCAGAGGGAGGCGUUUGGGAAUUAAACUCCGGUGCCUACUCACCUCGGGAGCUCGCAAAGAUUUAUAAAGAAGUCAGAGGCAUUGAGAUUGGCUUCAAGCACCGGGGUUCCCUCGACGAUCUGAGGAAACUUGCCGACACUCUAAGGAAUCAGAAGCCGUACAACGACUACUAUAGUUACAUUGGCCUGUUCUACCAGCUCUUCCAGUUGGAUGGAACUUAUUCUCUUAAGAACCUUGACAACCAUAAGCUGAAUGUUAGAACUACGUCAAUGGAAGAGUUCCUCCGUCAAAAUCCCCAGAUCUAA